UGGCCGUUUGCAACAGUUGUUGUGAAAUUCUUAAACACUUUCCUGGAGUCGUCCCUCCAAGGUUUUAAUCCACACCGUAACUGACAUAACUGAGGUCGUGGCAACAUGAGAGGCUUCACUGCUCUGGUCUCCUGUGUGGCAGCCGUGACUUUAUGGGUGGUCACUGCAGAUGCCAAGGAGUUAUCCAUCACCACUAUAAAGCAAGACCCGUACACCAUGAGCAAAGGCUCUGAGCUGGAGGGCUACUGCAUCGAUCUGAUCUCUGAGCUGUCCAAGAAGCUGGGCUUCAACUACAAACUGCACCUGGUCAAGGACAAUCGCUACGGAGCCCUGGACUCCAGCGGCAACUGGAACGGCAUGAUUGGUGAGAUCAUCAGAGGGGAGGCUGACCUGGCUGUGGCCCCACUGACCCUCACUGCUGUCAGAGAGCAGUAUGUGGACAUGACCACCCCCUUCAUGCAAACAGGAAUCGGCUUCAUCCUGCGAAAAGACUUGGCUUUUCAGGAGAGCACCUUCAGCCUGCUGUCACCCUUCUCCACCGACAUGUGGGUCGGCAUCCUCAUCGCGUUCCUGCUGACAGGUCUCUGCAUCUUCCUGGUGGGCAGGAUCAGUCCCACUGAAUGGGCCGAGCCGGACGCAGACGAGCACAGCUUCACACUGCUGCACAGCUUCUGGUACAUCACAGGAGCUCUCACCCUGCAAGGUGCUGGCCCUCACCCUAAAGCCCUGUCUGGCCGUCUGGUCAGCGCCAUCUGGUGGCUCUUUGCUGUGAUGCUGCUGGCCUGCUAUUUUGGCAACUUCAAUGCCAUGCUGCACUCCAACAGCAAACACGUCUCCAUCAAGAGCUUUGAGGACCUCGCCAACCAGGAUGUGAUUGAUUAUGGCACAGUCGAGGCUGGAUCCACCAUGCAGUUCUUUAAGAACUCCAACAACGCUGUGUACCGGCGUAUCUCCCAGCACAUGGAGCGUAAGAAGAGCUACGUGUCCAGCAUGGAGGAAGGUGUUCGCCGCGCCCAAGAGGGAAAUUUUGCCUUCAUCGGUGAAGCAGUGUCCUUGGACUUGGCAGCGGCUCGCUACUGUAAAUUGACCCGAUCGCAGGAAGUCAUCGCUAUGAGGGCCUACUCCAUUGCAGCACCUCUGGGUUCCCCGCUGGUCAAAAACCUAACCGUGGCCAUCCUCCAGCUCAGCGAGUCCGGUGAACUCACGUACCUGCGGGACAAGUGGUGGGCCAGCAGCUGCAUGGGGGACGACGGGGACCACACCUCCGAGGCCCUGCAGCCCAACGACCUGAGGGGCCUCUUCCUCCUCCUCGGCCUAGGACUGAGUGUCGGGCUGCUGCUGGCCCUGCUGGAGCUCGUGUCCAGGGCGCACAACCAAGCUAAGGAUGGCAAGAAGUCGUGCUGCUCGUUGUUGACGGCAGAGCUGAGCCGGAGGUUUGGCAGCGGAGGGGAGAGCGCAGAGCAGGACUGCUCUGAGAAGAGCAAAGCCUAGAGGGAAAGUUUACAUAUUAGCUUUUGAUAAGAUAAGCUGAGAGCCUCCGUCCUGCUCCAUCCAACACACCAGCUUCCUGUGUUUCCGUAGUGACUGCCACGUGUUGUGUGGUCGUCCAGUAUGUUUUGUACUCUUCCAGAAGAACACAUUAUCCACUAGCAGGCAGCUACACAGAUUAGGCCACAAACCAAGGGACGUAGAGCUUCAAACUGCAAAUACUAACCACUCUGAUUUGUUUAUUGUUGAGUGUUUUUGUAUCCUGUCAGAUAUCGAUGUCCCACUCCCGACUAAAACACAUACAUCUCCUAGAGCUAUGAUAGUCUUAUAACAGCUUCUACUUGCUUGUAUUUUCCAAAUAAAUCCCUCGAUAUCCCAAAUGUGCUCAUGAACUAUUUUCCAGAAAUGUAGUAAACAAAACCUCAAAGCUGA
This is a messenger RNA of Seriola dumerili (greater amberjack), 1920 nucleotides long. RefSeq names its product probable glutamate receptor. The transcript has 10 exons. The record is from RefSeq and is a predicted model, not a curated record. Gene Ontology annotation, molecular function: AMPA glutamate receptor activity; transmitter-gated monoatomic ion channel activity involved in regulation of postsynaptic membrane potential. Gene Ontology annotation, cellular component: postsynaptic membrane; AMPA glutamate receptor complex; plasma membrane. Lineage: Eukaryota; Metazoa; Chordata; Actinopteri; Carangiformes; Carangidae. Bases 106 to 1491 code for a protein of 461 amino acids. Gene Ontology annotation, biological process: synaptic transmission, glutamatergic; monoatomic ion transport; modulation of chemical synaptic transmission.